AUGGAAGAUGCUGACUUUCCAACUGGAUGGGAUUGUGACAAGUCCCAUGAGAAGGACCGUGGUGAUGGAACUAGGAUGCUUCGCUAUGCUUCAACGAAGAUGGAUGUAGAAAGGUUGAAGAAGAUGGCCAGUUCCGUUAGAACUGGUGGGAAGGGUACUAUGAGAAGAAAGAAGAAGGCUGUCCACAAGACUACUACCACAGAUGACAAGAGGCUUCAAAGCACCCUGAAGAGAAUAGGGGUGAAUGCUAUCCCUGCAAUUGAGGAAGUCAACAUCUUUAAGGAUGACGUAGUUAUCCAGUUUUUAAACCCUAAAGUACAAGCAUCUAUUGCUGCCAAUACAUGGGUUGUUAGUGGCUCACCUCAAACAAAGAAGUUGCAGGAUAUUCUCCCUAACAUCAUCCACCAAUUAGGGCCAGAUAACUUGGAAAACCUGAAGAAACUAGCUGAACAGUUUCAGAAGCAGGCACCUGAAGCAGGAGCUGGUGCAACCACAGCACAGGAUGAGGAUGAUGAUGAUGAUGCUGUCCCUGAUCUUGUCCCAGGGGAGACUUUUGAGACAGUUGCUGAAGAGACUAAGUCUUAG
Molecule: messenger RNA, 585 nt
Organism: Sphenostylis stenocarpa
Lineage: Eukaryota; Viridiplantae; Streptophyta; Magnoliopsida; Fabales; Fabaceae
Source: the annotation of a GenBank genome assembly